Messenger RNA from Synchytrium microbalum, 657 nucleotides. RefSeq lists its product as uncharacterized. Gene Ontology annotation, biological process: sterol metabolic process. The transcript is spliced from 6 exons. Gene Ontology annotation, cellular component: endoplasmic reticulum; membrane. NCBI's taxonomy places the organism in Eukaryota, Fungi, Chytridiomycota, Chytridiomycetes, Synchytriales, Synchytriaceae. The record is from RefSeq and is a predicted model, not a curated record. Bases 1 to 657 code for a protein of 218 amino acids. Gene Ontology annotation, molecular function: cholestenol delta-isomerase activity.
AUGGACAUUGAGAAACUCAUUGCUGAUAUACUGACGCCAGGGACCCAAGCAUUCAUAACAACAGCUGCUUUGUUAUUCACGGUGUUGCUGUUGAUAAUAGCUGUCAUUGCUUCAAAUGUGUGUUUGACAAAAGCUCACGGAACAACCGAAAAACUCGUAUUCAUAUGGCUGUUUUGGGACAUGCUAGUCCAUUUCAUAAUGGAGGGAUCUUUUGUGUAUUUUUCUUUAACAUCAACCGUCCUGAAAUCGUCAGGACCUUUAGCUGCGAUAUGGAAGGACUAUGCCCGAGCUGACGCUAGGUGGGGCGUGUCAGAGCCAAACAUCGUUUCGAUGGAGCUCUUUACCGUCUUAUUUUGUGGAAAUAUGUGCUGGGUUGUAAUGUAUGGUCAAGCACACAACAAAGUCUGGAGACAUUAUGCUCAGCUAGUAUUGUGUGUCUGCGAGCUGUAUGGAGGAUGGAUGACUUUUGGUCCAGAAUGGAUUAUUGGAAGCCCCAACCUGUGCUGCCUGGACGAUCCUAUGAAAUUAUGGGUGUUUCUGACCUUUUUCAAUGGACUUUGGGUCAUAAUUCCACUACUGCUAAUGUAUCAGAGCUACCUUGUAAUUGUAGACAAUGCCAAACAGGCUCAAAAGACGAAGUCAGGCAAGAAGCACUAA